Monopterus albus (swamp eel) is the source of this 3631-nucleotide messenger RNA. Its product is annotated as vasorin-like. NCBI's taxonomy places the organism in Eukaryota, Metazoa, Chordata, Actinopteri, Synbranchiformes, Synbranchidae. The transcript has 2 exons. Gene Ontology annotation, cellular component: plasma membrane. Gene Ontology annotation, molecular function: protein binding. The record is from RefSeq and is a predicted model, not a curated record. The coding region runs from base 255 to 2399 and encodes 714 amino acids.
UUAAGUGCUUUCCUCCUUUACUUCAGUGAGCAUUAUUGUUGAGAAGUCUGUGCGCCCUCUGAACGCUGGCGGACCUCGGUCUCGGAGCGGAGUGAGUGCGCUGCAGUGAUAUACCUUCUGCUUUAAACUGUGCGUGGACACUAACUCUGCUGCGCUACGUGAAGCAGUUUUGGACUUGCAUCGACAGACACGCCGAGAAAGUGGAUAAAAGGUUUGAGUAGAAGCUGCUCCAUCGCGUUCCUUUGCCAAGUUUCAUGCCUGACAUCACCAUGUUGCCUCACUUCCUGCUCUUGUUCCUCUCAACUGGCCUGGUGUUAUCCACUGACUGCCCAGCAGACUGUUCCUGCCAGCCCGAGGACUCCAUAUUCUGCCAUCAUCGACGUUCUAGCACUGUGCCCCGUGUUCCCACCACCACCCAAAAUCUCUAUAUCUUCCAAAAUGGUAUCAGCACCUUGGCCCAAGAUGACUUUAAAGGCCUAGGGCAGUUGGAGAUGCUAGAUCUGAGCCAGAAUAAGCUGGCAGAGAUUCCAGACAGAGUGUUUGAGAUGCUGUCAAAGCUUAAGAAUUUGGACCUGUCCGCUAACUACAUUACCCACAUUUCCAAAGACAGUUUUUAUGGGUUGGUCCAGCUGGAGAGGUUGUAUCUUCAUGCAAACCACAUUCAGAGCAUCCAUUUGGAAGCUUUUGAAGGUUUAGAAGUGCUUCUGGAACUCAAGCUUCAAGGGAACCAGCUCACCUCUUUGCCAUCCCUUCAUUUCCCUAGCCUUCUGCUUUUAGACAUCAGCUACAACAACAUCCCAACCCUGGGACCAUCAGACCUUCAGACUCCUCACCUGGAAGCCCUUAAGGUAGCCUCUCUUGGGCUUACCUCUGUAGAUGAGGAUCUCAUUGCCUCCCUGGGGAACCUCCAUGAGCUUGACAUCUCCAUUAAUCAGUUAACUGAGGUGCCGCAGGCCCUAAAGCAGGACUCCCUCAAAGGGCUGACAAAGCUCAGCCUGGCUGCCAACCCAUUAGGUGAACUCAGGAUGGAGGACUUCCAGAAGCUGACGGGAAUUCAAGAACUGGAUCUCAGUGGACUUAAUCUCCAGGGAUUUCCUCCGAGUUUCUUCCAGACCUUUCAUAAGAUGAUGCACUUGACAGCAGCUGAGAAUCCAUUCAACUGUUUGUGUCCAUUAGCCUGGUUUCCUGUGUGGCUAAAAGAGAAGGGUGUAACUCUUAGAAGGCCUGAGGAUACAAGAUGCCAUUUCCCUCUUGUUAAUGCUGGGAAGAUGCUUUCAGCACUGGAGUACAAAGAUUUUGGAUGUCCACCAACCACAACAUCAGUGGUGAUUGCCUCCCCCAUUGGAAGUACUUCUGUUCCCCAAAUGCCCACCACACCUCGUGAAAGUACCCAUACCAAUGAUAUUCCUCCACCUCCACCACCCAGUGAGGAAACCAUCUCCUCAGCAACAGAGAACUACCCCCUUCCACCAGAACCUCCAGUCUCCCCUAGUUCCACCAGCAGAGAAUAUGAGCAAAACAUCUGCCCAGCAAACAUCUGCCUCAAUGGGGGCACUUGUAAUUUUGAUCCACUGGGUCAACUCAGCUGUUUGUGUCCUUCAGGAACUUCUGGGCUCUACUGUGAAAAUGUGGAUGAAGUUCCAGAGCCACCAAAACCUUCAGCAACACAUGUUUCAGUAGAUGCCCCAGCUAUUCCCUCUGAAGUUAAUGCCAUCAGCUCACGGCAGGUGACCUCCACAUCCAUUCUUCUUGACUUGCACCGCUUCAUUGAGACACGGCCACACAUCCGUGGCAUCAGGUUGACCUACCGUAACCUCUCAGGGCCUGACCGUCGCCCCAUUAUCCUGAGUGUACCGGCAUCCUACCCUGAGUACACUUUGCGUGGUUUGAGACCCAACUGUACCUAUUCAGUCUGUGCCAGUCCCCUGGGUGAGAGAAUUAACUCUAGGUCUAAUAGCUCUGUAGAAAUGAGGUCAUGUACAGAAGCUCGCACUGAAGGGGUUUCACUGACAUCCUUAGAACCCAGGGUGGAGACACAGAGCCAGCUAACAUAUACCCUCAUUCCCACUCUGGCUGCUCUGGCACUGGUGCUGGGGUUAGCUGUGAUAGCCGGGUUGAUCAUUUGUCUACGAAAGAGGAGGAAAACCAAGGCAGGAAUGGAGAUGGAGCUGGGCCCAGCUGAUCCUGACUCCAUGGAACUGGAGGGGAUCAAAGCCUGUCUGGAGAAUGAGGGAAAUGGUACACUACCCCACAAACAGCCUGAGAUAGACCGCUGUCAUACUCCACAGCCACCUCCAUCCUUACAACAAAAUGGGGGCUUGGACUCUGAGAUGCCCUUGAUGCAAGGGCACUGCCCAUCCAAUAAUAAUCUAGUAUCCCUAAAACCAUCUUAUUCCUAAGAUGCAAUAAAAUACCAACACUUGUAUCUUAGAGAGUUGGCUUGCCCAUCAGAUCCUGCUAUGACUCUUUGUGGUUAAAAAUAAAAUUUUCAUUCCAAUUUCAGAUAUCCACAACUUAAAAAGUUGCACAUACUUAUUUGAACUUUUCUGCAUGACAAUGCAGAAGACUACACUACAGAAUGGAACAUCUAUUUGAGAGAUAUUAAAUAAUGAAUUUAUGAUUACAGCGUAUUGAAAAUAUGCUAAACCACUGUGCGCCAAUGAACAGGAUAUGUCAUUUAGUGGAGUUUGAUGGCCGCGAAACCUGACCACGUGAUUAAAAGUGCAAUUGACUAGAAGAGUCUUAGUAGCAGACUGAAAACAGAAGUGCCUUUUUGCAUUGACACAACAGUAAUCGACGGCUCAUUUUCAAAAUGUCUUUGUAUUAGAGAAACUAUGUGAAUGAGUUUUAAUCCUGUUGCUGGAUUUGGGAGGUACGGUAUGGAGAAAAGCGCCUCAGUGUUUGAGCUACAGAAGUGGAGGAAUGACAGUGUUCUAAAUGAAAACUCUGACGCAGAUGCAAACUUUCCUGGACCACAAGUCCUGCUAUAUAAAAUGGAGUUCUGAUCAUAAAAGCUGUCUCAACUCUAUACUUUGCUGGUGACAUCACCAGACCAGAAACUUCGAAAUUUCAUGCAUAUUUGGAUGUUUCUGCAUCAACAGACCUACCAUAAUUCUCUCAGAGCAUCCCACUGUAUUUGGCUCUGUGGGUGAUGAAUUUGCUGUGAAAGAUAAAUGGACUGAAUGAAGAGCCACUGGGAAUGAACUUUGCCUUGUUGUUUGCCUUGCAUUGUUAUGUGUCAUGAUGGGAAGGCUGUCUAGCUAAUAUCAUGAUGUUCUGUUUUUAUCAUAUGUUUGUAUUUUUUAUUUUUUGUUGUUAUGUCCUUUCAGUAUUGCUGUUGUUGUGAGUUGAAACAUUACUUUGUGCUAUGUUGGAAAAAAGUGAGUGCAAACGUAAAUACUUUAUGAAAUUCCGGAGACCAGCAAUAAUCAAUCCUUAAAACAUUUUAAUCUAUAUAACUGUGAAGUGUUAAACUGUUUUUUUCUGCUAGAUCUGCCACCGCUUCAUAAAGACAUGGUUAAGACAAACAGACUGUGACCGCCACGGCACCCAAAAUUGUGUUCAAAACCCUUUUGGGCACAGAAGCAGCUCAUAUAAAGCAGUAUAUGCAUGCCAUGAAAAGAAAGCAAGU